Molecule: messenger RNA, 900 nt
Organism: Oldenlandia corymbosa var. corymbosa
Lineage: Eukaryota; Viridiplantae; Streptophyta; Magnoliopsida; Gentianales; Rubiaceae
Source: the annotation of a GenBank genome assembly
AUAGUAUAUUAGCUCCCACUCAUCUUCGGCGUCAACAUUUUUUCGCAAAGCAAAGCUCUUUCCGACAGUCAGCUCCGACGCGAUGAAUGCCCCUGACCGUUACGAGCGAUUCGUCGUUCCCGAAGGCGUCAAAAAGGUUUCAUACGAGAGGGACACUAAAACUCUGAAUGCGGCGUCCUUCACCAUCGAGAGGGAGGACCACACCAUCGGCAACAUCCUUCGCAUGCAAUUGCAUAGAGACCCAUCUGUGCUUUUCGCUGGAUACAAGCUGCCACACCCUCUCCAGUACAAAAUCAUUGUGAGGAUUCAGACAACUGCUCAAUCCUCACCGAUGCAAGCUUAUAAUCAGGCUGUUAAUGAUUUGGAUAAAGAACUUGAUCAUCUGAAGGAACAAUUUGAGGCUGAGGUGGCGAAGCUCGCUGGGUACUAAACUGUUGUCGAAGAAAGCAGGGAGAGUGCAACAAAUGCUGUGGAUAUGGUUUAAUCGUAGUUUUAGGGAACUGAAAUGCACAUGAGCGCUUGUUUGACAUUAUGGUGCUAGCUUUUUGUGUAUUUAAGGAGAUAUGAACUCCUUUUGAGGUUGAUUUUCUGGGAACUGAAUCGUCUGAUAGUGUUAAAUUGGCUAAUGGGAGUAACUGCCGAAUGGAUCUAAUAUACUGUUGUUGCAAGGGCUGUCAGUUCAUGCCUUAAAAGUUCCAUUAGGGAAAUUAAAAUAAGAUGCUAAUUAACAAAGAUCUAUGCACGUUUGGUAAAGCUUAAAGCUUUUGUAAAUGUUCUGGGACCAUUGUGAUCGAUAUCGUCCAAACACUCAUCCUAAUUCCUAGCAACGUCUUAAUGCAAUUUUGCUAAUAGCACAUUUUGGUGUAACUAGAGUGAUUAAACGUGCUUCGCUUAUUUUUC